Messenger RNA from Catharus ustulatus (Swainson's thrush), 3187 nucleotides. RefSeq names its product kelch like family member 42 (gene KLHL42). The record is from RefSeq and is a predicted model, not a curated record. Bases 23 to 1570 code for a protein of 515 amino acids. NCBI's taxonomy places the organism in Eukaryota, Metazoa, Chordata, Aves, Passeriformes, Turdidae. Gene Ontology annotation, molecular function: protein binding. The transcript has 3 exons.
GCGGCCAGGCCCGCGGUGAGCGAUGUCCCUGGCGGAGCGGCGGCGGCGGCGGCAGGACGAGGAAGAGGAGCGGGAAGGGGAGGCAGGGGAUGGGGCCGGUGCCGGCGAGGAGGUGGUGCAGAUCCGGCUGGGGGACAAGUGCUACCCGGUGUGCAAGAGGAAGCUGAUCGAGCAGAGCGACUAUUUCCGAGCGCUCUACCGCUCGGGAAUGCGGGAGGCAGGGCAGGGCCAGGAGGAGCAGCUGCUGCGCGGGGGGCUGAGCGCCCUGGGGCUGGAGCUGGUGCUGGACUUCAUCAACACGUCCUGCCUGGCCAGGCUGGAGCAGGAGGAGGGCGGCGAGGAGGAGCCGCCGCUGCUGGAGGAGCUGGUGGAGGCCGCGUCCUACCUGCAGGUCACGCCCCUGCUGCGGCUGCUGCUGUCGCAGGUGCGGCUGGGCAACUGCUUCGAGUUGCACCGCCUGGCGCAGGUGUACGGCCUGCAGGACCUGCACGACGCCUGCCUGGACUUCAUGGCCGCCCACUACCACCAGGUGCUGCGCAGGCCCGACGCCCGCCCGCACCUCCUGCUGCCCCCGGCGCUGCAGCAGCAGCUGCGGGAGCGGCGCAUGAGGGGCACGGCCACCCUGCUGCUGCUCGGGGACUUCAUGGGCGCCUGCCCGCCGGGGCUGCCCGCCGGCUGCCACCCCGCGGGGGACGCGCCCUGGGCCAUGCUGCGCUACGACGAGGAGGCGCGGCGGUGGCUGCCGCUGGCCAACAACCUGCCCGCAGACCUGGUGAGCGUCCGCGGCUACGGCUCGGCCACGCUGGACAAUUACCUGUUCAUCGUCGGCGGCUACCGCAUCACCAGCCAGGAGAUCUCGGCCGCGCACUGCUACAACCCGUGCCUGAACGAGUGGAGCCAGCUGGCCUCGAUGAACCAGAAGAGAUCCAACUUCAAGCUCCUGGCUGUCAGUGGAAAGCUCUAUGCCAUCGGUGGCCAGUCCCUUUCCAACGUGGAGUGCUACAACCCGGAGAACGACUGGUGGAAUUUUGUGGCGUCCAUGCCAAACCCUCUUGCAGAAUUCUCAGCUUGUGAAUGCAAGGGCAAAAUCUAUGUUAUUGGAGGAUACACUGCACGAGGCAGGAACAUGAGCAUCCUGCAGUAUUGUCCCACUUCUGAUUCCUGGACCAACUUGGAGCUGUGCGACGUGCACGUCCGCAAGCAGCAGAUGCUGUCUGUGGAGGAGACCAUCUACCUGGUGGGGGGCUGCAUCCUCGACCUCGGACCAAACCAGAGAUCCAGCCCCAGCGAGGACGUGCUCACCGUGCAGUCUUACAACAUUGCCACCAAAGAGUGGCUCUACCUCAAUGAGAACUCGUCCAAAUCCGGCCUGAACUUGACUUGCACUCUCCACAACGAUGGAGUCUAUAUCUUGAGUAGGAAUAUUACUGUGUCCUCCAGCUUGGAGCAGCGUCUCUUCCUGAAGUAUAACAUCUUCACGGACACUUGGGAGUCGCUGGGGCGCUUCCCAGCCUUUGGACAAAACAUUCUGAUCUGUUCUAUGUAUUUGCCUGAUGGGCGAGAAGCGUAGCAGCACAAGAGUUUUCUUUUCAGUUCAUUAAUCGUUCUUUGAUGAAGUAUUGCUCCCUCUGAAUAAUUCCAUUUUCCAACUGUAAUGUGGUAGCAUAAUGCAGGCAUAAAAUACUGAUUCUGUUUCUCUAAAAAGGUUUCAGAAUCCAUUAUGAAGAGAAAUGCUUCCAGAAACGGUUUUAAGUUGUUGAUAUAAAAAUUUUACAGGUUUGGAUUAAAAUUUCACCAGGUAUUGUUUGCAAUUUAAACGUAAAAUUAAUGUGUUGGCAACUGAUACAGAAGUUCCAAAGGCAAAACUGAUCAGUCUGGUUUUAUUCUUCAUCUUAAUAGACAGCGCAGAACAAAACAUACACGUUUUAAAAGUGGAAACCAUUCAAUAAAGUAAAUAAUUAGUAUAAUCAAAACCACAACAGGAUUUAUUUCUUUCAAAGUACAGUUUUUACACAAUGUUCUUUCAAAUUCACACUGUUAAAAAUUGUUUAUACAAUCCCAUUUUAAUCUCUUCCAUGGCAGCAAGUGAUAUUCUCAAAGAUGCUAGCAAUUGGGGUCCCAUCAAUAAGAAUUUCUUCUGAAUUAUUUGUAGUGCAAUGCUUUGCCAGAGACUGGUAGGAAUUACCUAGAGGCUACAGUUGCUGAUUAGAAAGUAGAUGCUCCUUUAAUGGAAGUUGGCAACAUUUCUUAUUACUAUUAAGAUGGUGAUAAAAAGGCUCUUUAUUCAAAGAGUGGAGUUUUCCUAAUUGUCAUAAAGGUUUAUAUUUUAUUUACCUUGUUGUGUUCUGUAGUACUUAAAACUGAGUUUUAAAGAUUUGGCAGCAAGCCAUGUGUUGUGAAAAUGUCCCUGAGCAUGUGAACAGGUGAUCCUGCUCCAGGCACUUCUGAUUGGUAAUACUCCUGUAGGACACACAUGGGAGACUUGGCUGUUGUAAAUGACUCCCUGACCAUGUUCCCCAGAGCAGGGACACGUGAGUGUUGGCUCUUUCUUGUGUUACCAGGAGAGGUUGCCCCGGGCUUGCCACCCAGUGUCCACCCAGUGUUGUUCCUCUCUGUAAAGGGCACUGUACGUUGGUCACUUCGUGGGGAUUCUGGAGUGGAUAAUGCAGGAGCUUCUCCCAGUUCCUGUCUCUUGCCUGAGAGACUUGCAGCCAUGAUUGACCCCUUUUCUCCUUGCAGCUGACAAGUGCAAAAGCAUCUUCUUGAGGUGCCUGUCCAGGUCUGGAAUGUGUGUCCUCACAGCAAGGAGAGGAAAAGCUCUGUCUCCAUGAGAAGAGCCAGGCUAGACAUGUGCUAAACACAUUGCAGGGAUGCUGGUUCUGUUCCAGCUGCUUAUCCACAUGAUGACAUUUAAAGCACCUGAACACAUUCCUAAUGUGUGGAGAUGUCUUUUUUGUGUCUUCAAUAGAAUUCAGGAAUUUGAAUCUUUUGAAGACAGGGGCCAGUUUUACAGAGGAGGAGGAGGGAGCAGCGGUUUCCUCAAUGUCCUUGUAACUCCUUGCUUUUCUGUGGUUUUGAAUGAAAUCAGUUCUUGCUAAAGGGUUAUCAGUCUUAAAGUGCCUUGCCAAUCACUGCUCACAUAUUGAUCUUGGUGCUUUCAAUCACCUGUAGCAACUUAAACAGAAAA